Nycticebus coucang (slow loris) is the source of this 5350-nucleotide messenger RNA. It is a transcript of the gene TRPV4, whose product is annotated as transient receptor potential cation channel subfamily V member 4. The transcript has 16 exons. Bases 1996 to 4803 code for a protein of 935 amino acids. Lineage: Eukaryota; Metazoa; Chordata; Mammalia; Primates; Lorisidae. Gene Ontology annotation, biological process: calcium ion import across plasma membrane; actin filament organization; osmosensory signaling pathway. The record is from RefSeq and is a predicted model, not a curated record. Gene Ontology annotation, cellular component: cilium; membrane. Gene Ontology annotation, molecular function: calcium channel activity; protein binding.
CCGAUGCCUGCUCACGAUGGCCACAAGCACAUGCAUGCACCCAGGGAGAAAGAAGAAACGUACACAACGGUCACACACAGAGGAGACACAUGUGGAUCCGCACCCAGACUCGGUUUAUCUCCCUGACUGUGCCCUGCCUUCCCUCCUAAGCCUGGCAUGAGUCUGGAAUGUGUAAUAACAGCCUUCAGGGCAAAUUAGAACAGGGAGUGAACUCUUUCCCCAACCGCAGAGACCAGGGCAGUGUUUUCAGAGGGAAUUGCCCCAGAGCAGUGGAGCUGGCUCUGUGUGUGUGUGUGUGGCGUAUGUGUGGGUAUAUGCAAGCUGGUGUGCGCACACUCUUGGGUGGUGUGAUGUGUAAGGAGCCUGGGGUUUGGAGUCCAGGGUAUUUCUUCAAGGCCAUUUGCUCCCUGGUGGCCUCUUUAUGGGAGCCUCUGUAUAGGAGCAGUAACCUCCAUUUGCUCACCAUGUUCUUGGGGGAUUAGAUCAGAGAGAGGCCAGGAGGGGUUUGGUGGGUGUUAACCAAAAUGCCAGGCUUAGCUCUGCUAUGUGCAUCGUGUGUGGGGAUAGGGAAGUGGGGGAGGACAGCCAGGUCAGGACCAAAUCAUGCUGAUGAUGACGAUUAAAUUUGACAACAACCAAUACUUAUCAAGUGUUUAUUAGAUGCCCAAGGGAUACUUGAUCUGUCUCAUCUCAUAGGAGCCCUACAAUGUAGGGGCUGUUAUUGUAGCCUCUGUUUUACAGGUAGAGAAACUGAGGCUCAGGGAGAUUAGAAUGGGCUGAUAGUAAUAAUUCUUACCUCUCAGGGUGGUCGUGAAUGUUGAAUGAGGUGCUGGAAGGGCUUGGCAUGGUAUCUGGCACCCAGAACCCAUGCAGUCAAUAGCCUAGGUAGCCUGGGCUCUGCAGCUGACAUUCAGAAUUGAAAUCCUACCACUGCCACCAACCUGUUUUGUGGCCUCAGGCAAGUCACUUAUCCUCCUGAGCCUCAGUUUCCUCAUGUAUAAAAUGGGAAUGCUAACAGUACCUCCAGGGCAGGGUUUUGAAACUUCAGCCUUAUUGACAUUUUGGGCUGGAUCAUUCUUUGAGGUACACGGCUGUCCUGUGCCUUGAAGGAUGUUAGUGGCAUCCCCUGACCUUGACCUACUAGGUGCCAGCAGCACUCUCUCUUCCCCAUACAACCAAACAUGUUAUCAGAUUUUAAAUGUCCCUGUUUGGGGGGUGCAGGACCAGCCCCAUUGAGAACCACUGGUGUGGGGUCCCCUCAAGGAUUGCAAAGCACUUAGCCCUGUCCUGGCACAGAAGGAGUAACACGGUUACAGUGAUGAUGGCGAUUUAUUUUGAAAUUAUUAUUUUAUUCUCACUAGAAUGCUGACCUCAAUCAUUAUGUGACUUGCUUGUGGCCAUGCAUCAGCCAAUGAGGUUGCGAAUAGCUGAGAGGGGAUUUGAACCUGGGGCUAGCUGACUCUAAAACCCCCCAUGUUGGAGCUGCCAGAAACCUGGGAUGCUGUCCAGGUUGGAGUUCCUUAGGGGAGGAGGUGCAGGCAAUGGGUCCAGGUCUCCCUCUCCUACCUGGCAGAUGGAUGGGGCCUGAUGUCGCCAGAGGUCCUGCCAGGUGCUGCCAUUGAGUGGGUGCCUCAUAUACCUGAGGACCCCAGGAGGAGGCGUGGUCAUUGCAGUUUUAUAGAUGGGGUGAUUUGCACAAAGUCACAUAGCUGCUAAUUAGCAGGGCCAAGUGAGGAACCAGGUCCGGCUGAUUUCAGAAACUGUGUUUCUGAUCCUUCCUUUCUCCUUUAUAAUAAUUGACAGCCACCCCAUAGAAUCCCAGGGGUAGCUCUGGAUAUGUCUGAUCUCAUAUACCACUGCCUACAACCUGAUGAAGAAUCUAUUGCAAUCCAUCCACUUUUCAGAGGAGGAAACUGAGGCUAGUGGAAUUCGAGUGACUUGGCUAAGGUCACACUACAUGUAAAUAGCAGAGCUGGGAUUAGAACCCAGGCCUGAAUGCCUCCAAAGUCCAGGUUCUCUCUCUCUGUUGGUGUCGGCAGAGAGCUAGCCCUGCCAGGAACUUGGAUCCUCUGGGCAUACUGUUACAUUCUCCAGACCUUUUGUGGCAUCCCGCCUCUCUGGUCCAAGCCUUCUCUCCUGGAAGCCACAGAACAAACAAGGCUGAGCAGUGAAUACAGGUCUGGGGCCCACAUGGCAGAUUCCAGUGAAGGCCCCCGUGCAGGGCCUGCGGAGGUGGCUGAGCCCCCUGGGGAUGACGGCAGCACCCCUGGUGGGGAGGCCUUCCCCCUUUCCUCCCUGGCCAAUCUGUUUGAGGGAGAGGAUGGCUCUCCUUCGCCACCGGCAGAUGUGGGUCGCCCUCCUGGGCCAGGUGAUGGUCGACCGAACCUGCGCAUGAAGUUCCAGGGCGCCUUCCGCAAGGGGGUGCCCAACCCCAUCGACCUGCUGGAGUCCACCCUGUAUGAAUCCUCCGUCGUGCCUGGGCCAAAGAAAGCACCCAUGGACUCGCUGUUUGACUAUGGCACCUAUCGUCACCACCCCAGCGACAACAAGCGGUGGAGAAGGAAGGUCAUAGAGAAGCAGCCGCAGAGCCCCAAAGCCCCCGCCCCCCAGCCGCCACCCAUCCUCAAAGUCUUCAACCGGCCCAUCCUCUUUGACAUCGUGUCCCGAGGCUCCACAGCUGACCUGGAUGGGUUGCUCACCUUCCUGCUGACCCACAAGAAGCGCCUGACUGAUGAGGAGUUCCGGGAGCCGUCCACGGGGAAGACCUGCCUGCCCAAGGCCCUGCUAAACCUGAGCAACGGCCGCAAUGAUACCAUCCCUGUGCUCCUGGACAUUGCUGAGCGCACUGGCAACAUGCGCGAGUUCAUCAACUCACCCUUCCGUGACAUCUACUACCGAGGUCAGACAGCCCUGCACAUCGCUAUCGAGAGGAGGUGUAAGCAUUACGUGGAGCUCCUUGUGGCCCAGGGAGCCGAUGUCCAUGCCCAGGCCCGUGGACGCUUCUUCCAGCCCAAGGAUGAGGGCGGCUACUUCUACUUUGGCGAGCUGCCUCUCUCGCUGGCUGCCUGCACCAACCAGCCUCACAUCGUCAACUACCUGACAGAGAACCCCCACAAGAAGGCAGACAUGCGGCGGCAAGACUCUCGUGGCAACACAGUGCUGCAUGCGCUGGUGGCCAUCGCAGACAACACCCGUGAGAACACCAAGUUUGUCACCAAGAUGUACGACCUGCUGCUGCUCAAGUGUGCCCGCCUCUUCCCUGACAGCAACCUGGAGGCUGUGCUCAACAAUGAUGGCCUCUCACCCCUCAUGAUGGCUGCCAAGACAGGCAAGAUUGGGAUCUUUCAGCACAUCAUCCGGCGGGAGGUGACAGAUGAGGACACACGGCACCUGUCCCGCAAGUUCAAGGACUGGGCCUACGGGCCGGUGUAUUCCUCUCUGUACGACCUCUCCUCCUUGGACACGUGUGGGGAAGAGGCCUCGGUGCUGGAGAUUCUGGUGUACAAUAGCAAGAUUGAGAACCGCCAUGAGAUGCUGGCCGUGGAGCCCAUCAAUGAACUCCUACGGGAUAAGUGGCGCAAGUUUGGGGCCGUCUCCUUCUACAUCAAUGUGGUCUCCUACCUGUGUGCCAUGGUCAUCUUCACCCUCACUGCCUACUACCAGCCAGUAGAGGGCACCCCGCCGUACCCUUACCGCACCACGGUGGACUACCUGAGGCUGGCUGGUGAGGUCAUCACACUGCUCACUGGGGUCCUCUUCUUCUUCACCAACAUCAAAGACUUAUUCAUGAAGAAAUGCCCUGGAGUGAACUCUCUCUUCAUCGAUGGCUCCUUCCAGCUGCUCUAUUUCAUCUACUCCGUGCUGGUGAUCGUCUCUGCAGCUCUCUACCUGGCAGGGAUUGAGGCCUACCUGGCUGUGAUGGUCUUUGCUCUGGUCCUGGGAUGGAUGAACGCCCUUUACUUCACCCGUGGGCUGAAGCUGACGGGGACCUACAGCAUCAUGAUCCAGAAGAUCCUCUUCAAAGACCUCUUCCGCUUCCUGCUCGUCUACUUGCUCUUCAUGAUUGGCUAUGCUUCAGCCCUGGUCUCCCUCCUAAAGCCGUGUGCCAACAUGAAAGUAUGCAACGAGGACCCGACCAACUGCACGGUGCCCACGUACCCCUCAUGCCGUGACAGCGACACCUUCAGCACCUUCCUCCUGGACCUCUUCAAGCUGACCAUAGGCAUAGGUGACCUGGAGAUGCUGAACAGCACCAAGUACCCUGUGGUCUUCAUCAUUCUGCUCGUCACCUACAUCAUCCUUACCUUCGUGCUGCUCCUCAACAUGCUCAUUGCACUCAUGGGGGAGACAGUGGGCCAGGUGUCCAAGGAGAGCAAGCACAUCUGGAAGCUGCAGUGGGCCACCACCAUCCUGGACAUUGAGCGCUCCUUCCCUGUGUUCCUGAGGAAGGCCUUCCGUUCCGGGGAGAUGGUCACUGUGGGCAAGAGCUCAGAUGGCACUCCAGACCGCAGGUGGUGCUUCAGGGUAGACGAGGUGAACUGGUCCCACUGGAACCAGAACCUGGGCAUUAUCAACGAGGACCCUGGCAAGAGUGAGACCUACCAGUAUUACGGCUUCUCGCACACUGUGGGCCGCCUCCGGAGGGAUCGCUGGUCAUCGGUGGUGCCCCGUGUGGUGGAACUGAAUAAGACCUCUAGCCCGGAUGAGGUGGUGGUACCUCUUGACAACGUAGGGAAUCCCAGCUGCGACGGCCACCAGCAGAGUUACCCCCCGAAGUGGAGGACUGAUGAUGCCCCCCUCUAGGGGCUGUAGGCGGGGGCCCCAUCCCCUCCACCUAUCCAUUUCUAGUCCAUCUACAUUUCAGCAGCACCUCCCAGGUAUCCCCCACACCCAGCUUUGAGCCCCAGAGGUGAGGGCCAGGUAGAGAUGCCCAGGGAGGUCCCAGGACCCUUUGGUCCCCAGGCUCCUGCCCCAGCUCUGCCUCCACACCCUGGGGUGGGGCUCCUGGCUGCCUGUCUCACUCCCAUGGAGUCACAUAAGCCAAAACCAGGGCCUCUCCACCCUUAGGGCUCGAACCCCUGUGCCUGCCUCUCCAUUAUUUAUUUGCUCUGCUCUCAGGAAAUCAGUGUGACCGCUCCCCGCAGCUAAAACCCGGCAGAGGCCUCGGGACUCCGUCCCAGGUGUGCCGCCCCGCCCCGCCCCGCCCCGGUGGCGUCCUGUGCUGCACACAGCACCCUGCAGCAGCUUGGUGGCUUUGUUGAGGGGCCCUAGGAUGGGGCCAUGCCUUCUGUGUGUUCCGUAGAGUGUCUGGGAUUCCUUGGUGCUCAAUAAAUGUUUAUUCAUUGCUGGU